GCACGAAGCCACUGCACUUUCCAGCCAUCCGAACACAGUCUCCCCUCCUCCGGUCAGAAAUGCGAAUCUGUACGGAAAUCGGAAAAUAUGCUUGCAGCACUAGGAAAAGUAGCCUACAACUCUCCUCCGCACUCUCUCCAUGUGCAGCUCUAAAUGAAUCGCGUGUCUCACACACAGCUCUCGUUACCGGAAUGAUUCAACUCCUGGGGGAUGAGAGUGAACGGUCGCGGUACUUUGCAAAUGAGCGCUGCCGAUAAACGGUCCGGGUGACUGAGGUUGUUUAGCCGGAAUCUCCGAGCGUCACUACCACAGCUGUAUCUACAUGUGGCGGCUUUCACAUCUCCACAGCAUUUCGUUUUAAAAGGCUACGGGAGAGCAGGAACAAUAUACCUCACUAGGAACAUGGGCCAAUCUGGGACUUCAUUCUGUUUUUCUCUCGCUCUAAACCUCUUCAUCUUCCUCUUCGUUUUCUCCAAUGAGCUUAUGCCAGCUACUGCAGGCGGCUCUAAAACAAGCUUAGAUGUAGAUACUUCUCCUAACGAAACCUCUUCACAAGAGACAUGUGGUGGUAGUUUUGAGUGCAAAGAGGGAGUGAUCUUGCCAAUGUGGAUGCCAAACAACCCGUCUUUUGGGGAUAAGUUGGCCAGAGCCACUGUGUACUUUGUUGGUUUGUUCUACAUGUUCCUGGGGGUAUCCAUCAUUGCAGACCGCUUUAUGGCUUCCAUCGAGGUCAUCACAUCCCAGGAGAAAGAGAUCACCAUCAAGAAGUCAAACGGAGAAACCACAACCACUACUGUUCGUAUUUGGAAUGAAACAGUCUCGAAUCUUACUCUCAUGGCUCUGGGCUCAUCAGCCCCAGAGAUUCUGCUCUCCGUGGUAGAAGUGUGUGGACACAACUUUAACGCAGGCGAGCUAGGCCCAAACACCAUUGUUGGAAGUGCAGCUUUUAAUAUGUUUGUCAUUAUCGGUCUCUGUGUCUCUGUGAUACCAGAAGGAGAGCAUCGGAAGGUCAAGCAUCUGCGGGUGUUUUUUGUCACCGCUACUUGGAGUAUCUUUGCAUAUACGUGGCUUUAUCUGAUCUUGGCGGUGAUUUCCCCAGGUAUCGUGGAAGUCUGGGAGGGACUGCUUACUCUCUUUUUCUUUCCAAUUUGUGUCCUUUUUGCUUGGGUUGCAGACCGCAGACUUCUUUUCUACAAGUAUGUGUACAAACGUUACAGAGUCGGAAAACAAAGGGGGAUGAUCAUCGAGACCGAAGGUGAGCCGGAGCUCCAGUCAAAGGCGGAUAUCGAAAUGGACGGUGGGAUGCUUAACUCUCACGGCGAAGAGUUCUUAGACGGAACGGUGGAUAUUGAAGAUAAAGACAUGGAUGAGGAUGAGGCCAGAAGAGAAAUGGUAAGGAUAUUGAAGGAACUGAAACAGAAACAUCCGGAAAAAGAGAUGGAGCAGCUGGUUGAGCUUGCCAACUAUCACGUCCUCAGCCAGCAGCAGAAGAGUCGUGCUUUCUAUCGCUGCCAGGCCACUAGACUUAUGACUGGUGCGGGUAAUAUACUAAAAAAACAUGCUGCGGACCAAGCCAGAAAAGCACUUGGCAUCCAUGAACUUCGCUCAGAAGUCUCAGAUAAUGAUAUUUCGUCCAAGAUUUUUUUUGACCCUGGCACAUAUCAGUGUCUUGAGAACUGCGGGACUGUGGCUUUGAAUGUGGUACGACGUGGCGGCGACUUAACUAGCACUGUGUCGGUGGAGUAUCGUACUGAGGACGGCACUGCCAAUGCAGGAUCUGAUUACCAGUUCACAGAGGGUGUUAUAUUCUUCAAACCAGGUGAAACCGAAAAGGAGAUAAGAGUGGACAUCAUUGACGAUGACAUUUUUGAAGAAGACGAACACUUCCUGGUUCAUCUCAGCAAUGUCAAAGUCAUUUCUGAAGGAACCGACAAUGGGAACCCAGGCGCCAAUCAUGUGGAGACAUUAGCUGGUCUUGGCCUUCCUUCAACAGCUACUGUGACUAUCUUUGAUGAUGACCAUGCUGGCAUCUUCACAUUUGAGGAACCAAUGGUUCAUGUCAGUGAAAGCAUUGGUACGAUGGAGGUGAAGGUGGCACGGACCUCUGGAGCCCGUGGAGUUGUGGUAAUCCCCUAUAAAACAACUGAAGGCACAGCAAAAGGUGGAGGAGAGGACUUUGAAGAUACUCAUGGCGUCUUGGAGUUCCAGAACGAUGAGAUUUCCAAAACUAUUCAGAUCAAUAUAAUCGAUGACGAGGAGUAUGAAAAGAAUAAGAACUUCUUCCUGGAGAUUGGAGAGCCACAAAUGGUGGAAAUGAGUGCGAGAAAAGCUAUGUUGCUGCAUGAAUGUGGUGGAUUCGUGAAGACAGAUAAGCAGCUUUAUGGCAGGGAUGUGUACCGGAAAGUGCAGGGUAGAGACAAGCCAAUCCCCUCCACCAUUAUCAGCAUCACAGAGGACGGGGAAGAGGACACCCUGACUAAAAGAGAGAAGGAUGAGAGGCGUGUUGCUGAGAUGGGACGCCCGACUCUGGGUGAACAUGUAAAACUUGAAGUAAUCAUUGAGGAGUCCUAUGAGUUUAAGAGCACAGUCGACAAACUCAUAAAGAAAACCAACUUGGCCCUUUUGAUUGGAACCAACAGUUGGAGAGACCAGUUUGUAGAAGCCAUCACUGUCAGCUCAGGGGCAGAUGAUGAUGACGAGUGUGGGGAAGAAAAGAUGCCAUCUUGCUUUGACUACGUCAUGCACUUCUUGACUGUGUUCUGGAAGGUUCUGUUUGCGUUCGUGCCGCCCACUGAUUACUGGAACGGCUGGGCGUGUUUCAUCGUGUCCAUCAUGAUGAUUGGUGUCCUCACUGCAUUCAUUGGAGACAUUGCAUCCCAUUUUGGAUGCACUAUUGGCCUGAAGGACUCUGUAACUGCGGUUGUGUUUGUGGCGCUGGGAACCUCUGUACCAGACACAUUCGCCAGUAAAGUGGCAGCCACCCAGGAUCAGUACGCUGACGCCUCCAUCGGCAAUGUGACGGGCAGCAAUGCUGUGAACGUGUUCCUGGGCAUCGGAGUGGCCUGGUCCAUCGCUGCCGUAUACCACCAGGCAAAGGGCGAGUACUUCCGCGUGCAGCCCGGCACGCUGGCGUUCUCCGUCACCCUUUUCACCAUCUUUGCCUUCAUCUGUGUCGCCGUCCUCAUGUACCGCCGCAGGCCCGAGAUCGGGGGGGAACUUGGUGGCCCGCGGACUCCCAAAAUCCUGACCACAACGUUGUUUUUCAGUCUCUGGCUGAUGUACAUCAUCUUGUCCUCCAUGGAGGCCUAUUGCAUCAUCAAGGGUUUCUAAAUCAGGCACGAGAUGAUGCGCAGACAGGAGUCCGGCGUUAAAAUCCUCGUAAACAGGAGGAAAGGGUUCAAAAAAGGGGUUCAAAGCAUCCGCGGAGGAUUGCAGGUGUUUUAUUGUGCGUUGUUGUGUUAUCCACUGUAUGUUUUGUAUGUGUUUGAAUACACGUGUGUUUCUGCUGUCGAGGUUAUUCUAGUCUUCAAAGAAGAAAGCACGGACUAAAGGGGCUUUCUAAAGCUUUU
This is a messenger RNA of Rhinichthys klamathensis goyatoka, 3569 nucleotides long. RefSeq names its product solute carrier family 8 member 1a (gene slc8a1a). Gene Ontology annotation, biological process: sodium ion transmembrane transport; cell communication; calcium ion import across plasma membrane. Gene Ontology annotation, molecular function: calcium:sodium antiporter activity. The transcript has 11 exons. Lineage: Eukaryota; Metazoa; Chordata; Actinopteri; Cypriniformes; Leuciscidae. The record is from RefSeq and is a predicted model, not a curated record. Gene Ontology annotation, cellular component: sarcolemma; axon; postsynapse. The coding region runs from base 403 to 3330 and encodes 975 amino acids.